Molecule: messenger RNA, 3492 nt
Organism: Chlamydomonas reinhardtii
Lineage: Eukaryota; Viridiplantae; Chlorophyta; Chlorophyceae; Chlamydomonadales; Chlamydomonadaceae
Exons: 19
Coding region: 148-2925 (925 amino acids)
Biological process (GO): cilium movement; inner dynein arm assembly; cilium-dependent cell motility
Cellular component (GO): axoneme
Source: RefSeq, a predicted model, not a curated record
CUGGCGCUUUAAUAUUCUGAGUACUAGUUUUACAUUUCAAUUUCGUGAAAAGCGCUGUGUUUCGGCCCCUCGAAGCACCAUUGAGCAGUUUUUUACGCCGAGCAGCGGUGGGGACGGGUUGCCGCUGCUGGCUCGCUGCUAGGAGCCAUGGCGAACAUUGACCCCUAUCGGACGGAGGAGGAGCUGGUGGAGGAUGACGAGGAGGUCGACAUGUCGUUCCUGCCUCCCUUCGCGAAGGGGACGGAAAAUGAGGUUCUUUAUGUGGAGAACGCGAGAAUGGAGCGGAGGCUGGAGCGGACGGAACGUGCCUUGGAGACGAACAUGGACCGGCUGCACAUUAUGGACGAACACCUAAAGAAUGUGCAGCAGGAGCUGAAGUACACGCAAACUCGGGUGGAGGCGAAGAACAAGGAGAUUGAGAGUGAGAAGCACCUCAACGCCAUGGCUGAGCGGGAGAUGGGCCGGUUGAAAAAGGACAUCGGCAAGAUGGAGGCGGAGCGGCAGGAGCUGGCCGACAAGAUCAACGGGCUCCAAAACCAAAUCUACAAAAACAAUGAGAAGCUGGACCAGUUCAAAAUGCUCAUGAACUGGAAUCAGGAGGAGCUGGAGCAGUGGGCGCUGGCGGAGCGGCAGAAGGCGGAGGACAAUGCGGCUCUGGAGAAGUACCGGCACGCGGACGACGGCAAGGUGAAGGAGCUGACGCUGGCGUUGGAGCGCGUCAGCAAGCAGGUGGUGGGGCGCAAGGAGGAGCUGGAGGCGGAGGUGGUGGAGACGCAGGCGGCGCAGAUCCAGCUGGACAAGGCGGCGGAGGACUUUAGGAAGCUGCACGUGGAGCGCCAGGACCUCAUCCGCCAGUGGGAGGAGGCGGUGGAGGCGAUGCGGCACCGCGACGCCGCCAUCGCGGCCGCCAGCGAGCAGUUCGCGAUGCAGAAGGACGUGCUGCGAGAGCGCAAGCGCGAGCUGGACGCGCAGGCGCGCUUCCUGGAGAAUGAGACGCUCAACACCAAGGAGGCGGACGCGCGUGUGGCCUACUACGAGCGGGAGGUGGGCAAGCAGCGCGACGUGCUGGCGCGGGAGCAGGCGCGCACCGAGGAGCUAAACAACCAGGUGGAGCUGGUGAAGGCCACUCUGUCCAAGGCCGCCACAGAGCUGGCGCAGCGCACCGUGGAGAACAAGCAGGCGCGAGAGGACCUGGACGCAAAGCGGCAAAAGCUGGACGCAGCUCGCAAGCGGUUCGUGGUUCUGAAGCGCAAGCUGGAGAACGAGUUCGGCAACCUGGACAGCAUGGAGGCCAAGGCGUCAGAGCUGGAGGCGAUGCGGCGGGGCGAGGAGGCUCGUCUGAAGGCGAUCCUGAAGGAGCACGAGCUGUUGAAGAAGGAGCAGUACAAGCGCAGCCAGGUGCUGUUUGACCUCCGUCAGAAGGAGCGCGAGCUCAUCAGCGAGAUCAGCGGCGGCCAGGGCCAGAACAAGAACCUGGCUGCGCGCAUCCACGCGCUGGACGAGCAGGUGGUGCGGCAGCAGGAGCUGCUGUACAACGUGGAGUUCCAGCUGCAGCAGAUGGAGCGCAAGGUGGCCCGCGCCGGCGGCGUGCGCAGCGAGGAGGAGACCCGCGCCCUGAACGCGCGCAUUGAGAAGCUGACGGCCAUCCUGGAGGGCGUCAACGCAGAGUACUCCAUGCUGCUGGAGCAGGUUAAGCGCGCCGAGGACGACCUGCUCGCCGCCCGGCGCGCCAACACCAGCCUGCGGGCCGACCGGGCCAAGCUGGACGAGACCAUCUCCACACUCAAGCUGGAGAACGACAUGGUGUCGCGACAGGUCAAGGGCUCUGUUGAGGCCCGCGAGAAGGCGCUUGUGGACCACGACGUGCUGGCGCUGGAGGUGAAGCGGCUGCGCGACAUCCUGGCCGCCCACGCGGACGAGGUGUUCAGCCUGGAGAACCGCAAGCAGCAGCUGGCGCUGAGCAUGGAGGAGCGCAAGCAGGAGGUGGAGGUGCACAGGGACGGCCUGCGCGCCGAGCUGCGGCUGCUGCGCGAGGACGUGCACCGCAUCACGCUGGAGCUCAAGGAGCGGCUGCUGCGCUGCGAGAAGCUGCAGGCCAAAUUCGAGAUCAUAUCAGCCAAGCACCGCGGCAGCGGCGAGGACGACGGCGAGGAGCGGACGCAGGCCUACUACGUGAUCAAGGCGGCCCAGGAGCGCGAGGCGCUGCAGCGCGAGGGCGACGACCUGGACGGCCGCAUCCGCGUGGCGGAGAAGGAGGUGGCGGCGCUGGAGGCCACCCUGGCGCAGCUCAUGGCUGUGAACACCAACUUCGCAGCCUCCUACAAAAAGGUGGGCAGCAAGGAGGCGUUCGAGGAGCGCGCCGCGCUGCGCGACAAGCUGGACAAGGCCUACGACAAGCUCAAGGCGCGGCGGGCCGACGAGGCAGCCAUCGCCGGAGACAUCCAGGUGUCGGAGGCGCGCCUUUCCAACCUGGGCCAGGAGCAGCGCAGCCUGCAGGCGCUGGUCGACGACAUGACGCGGCGCAAGGCCGAGGCGCAGCGCCAGCUGGACGAGCAGCGCGAGAAGCUGGGCCGUGCGCUGGGCCGCACCGACAAGCUGCGGCAGAAGCUGGGGCUGGCCAACUCGCCGCAGGGCGCCGACGUGGAGCUGGCGGAGGUGCGCGACGUGACGCGCGCGAUGCUGCUGGAGCUGAAGGCGCUGGCACUGGCCAACCCUGGGGCCAUGAUUGCGGAGGCGUGCGAGGCGGCGGGCAUUCGGCUGCCCUCGGGUGGCAGCAACCCGCCCAGCCUGGGCGGCAGCCGGCCGGGCAGCGCGCGCAGCCAGACCAGCCUGGGGAGUGUGCGUAGCGCGCGGAGCGUUGCGAGCCAGCAGCGGGGAGGCAUGGGCGGCUCGCCGGCUGUGCGGACGAUCCAGCUGGGGGCGUGAGCGCGGCGCUGCGCAGGGUUGCGGGGGGUGGGGUGGGCUGGUGAGCAAGCACUGCAGGGGGGUAUUUGUGACUUGACUUGUCGUGAUGGUGGUGGUCUUGACGUGAAUAAGGCUUUCGGCACAAGACGUGACCAGUUUCAUUGACAUAGUGAAACACCGUGACCGGCCUGGCUUGACGCCGUGAGGCCAGCCAGCUGACUUAAAUGUAGGUGUGGUGUCUGCGGGGGUAGCUAUUGGGGGUGCAGCUUGGGUAGAUUCAUGACCGCAACAAACGUGACCAGCGAGCAUUUCAUUUAGGUAGGCUGUAUUCGGCAGGGUGCGUGCGUGUCCUCCUUCCUCGUGGUGUGAUAGUUCGUGUCUGACAACUGGCCUGUGGAUGGGGACCGCGGGCGGCACCCCAUCACCCACCGGUUUGUCGACGGAGGACCGAUGCGGCGGUCAGAAACGUUCAGCGCUGAAGUUGGUGGUUACUGGCGGACGGAACGCGGUGUGCUGCCCCCAAGCAGGCUGCGGGGGGCAGCAACCAAUGAAAGAUCAGGAUGUCUGCCUGGCUCCUCUCGGUCCCUC